AUGCGAACCCUUUCGCAAAACAUGUAUGAUGACAUCACCGGGAAGCCUUGGACCGAUGAGGACUUCAACAAUGCCUUGGAGAGGGCUCGAAACCUGUGGAGAGAAGUCUACCCUGAUUGCCGGAUUAGCUUUCGGGAAAAGUCGGUGGCUCCAACCCCCCCCGGGGGGCCUCCCCCGAAAGGGGCCCCUCGGGACAUUGGCCCGAUAGCCACAGCAGAGCCAGCCUCAGCCUCAGCCUCAAGUGUGAAGAGGGAGCCAUCCUCCACAGCCUCAGCCUCAAGUGUGAAGAGGGAGCCAUCCUCCACAGCCUCAGCCUCAAGUGUGAAGAGGGAGCCAUCCCCCACCGCACCUGAGCCAGCCCCAAAGGUGGAAGAGCCAGCCCCUGUCAAGGAGGAAAAGAUCGGUAUGCCGCCAGGGCUUGUGGAUGAGCUCCAAACCAUGAGCCCAGCACAGAAGAAGGCCAAGCUCAGUGACCCCUACGUGCGGGAAAUGAUUCAGCAGCAGAUCUCUUUCUUGCAGGGCCUUCUUGAAACUGAUGUUGACGGGGGUGAUGGAUGGGACGAGGUGUUGGACGAGAUCUUGACUGACUACGAGAUCCAGCCUCGCAUCAGAGCUAUGAUGGCCGCUGCCAAGAUCUCCCGGAGCCACAAGAUCAAACUAAUGUUCAACAUGCUGCUCCGCUGGGGGAACAAGGCAGAGUCGAAUGACUGGUUGCGCAGGGCAAUUGGCAACUUGGCUUCACAUGUCAUGGCUGAGCACUCAUGCUUUGAAGCAACAUUUUCAAAAAACAUGAUUGAUACUCAAAAAAGCAUUUUCAAAGUUGUCAAGGUUGAAGUGCUUGUACUCCAGGUCAAGAAGAGGUUGAUGCAUCAUCGUCAUCAAAUUGGUGGCGCUGGCGCUGAGCAUGGACUUUUUUCAAUUUGUGGGCCAACUGAGCUCAACUGA
This is a messenger RNA of Cladocopium goreaui, 945 nucleotides long. The record is from the annotation of a GenBank genome assembly. Lineage: Eukaryota; Dinophyceae; Suessiales; Symbiodiniaceae.